CACAAUCCGUCGCCUUGUUACGUGUUGGGAAAAGGACUUCGCAAAAUAGCAGCGAUGUCAGUCCAGGUUUUGGUAGCGAAAAUGGCCGAGGUCGAAUUAAAAGACGUCCCCAGCAAAGAAGUAACACCCGAAUCGCCUCUGACGCCAAAGGCAGAUGACAAAGGGAUAGUUGAAAACGAACCAAAAGCUAUCAUUACUUCGACUACUACCCCAACGAUGGACCCUAUCGUAAAAACAGGGGACCCGAGCCCUGGUUUUCUUACCCCGAACCCUAAGAUGCCGCAGGCGUCCGCGAUGAAACGGACAGAUCCACAACAAAACGGUGGAGAAGCGUUUGUAAAUCGCGACGGUACUGUGGCAGAGGCCCCAAGAUUGAAAAAGAUCCAGUUUGCGGACCAGAAACAGGAGUUCAACAAACGUCCCACCAAGAUCGGCCGCCGCUCUCUGUCCCGAUCCAUCUCCCAGUCCUCCACAGACAGCUAUGGCUCAGCUGCGUCGUACACGGACAGCUCUGACGAUGAGACCUCUCCUCGGGACAAGCAGCAGAAGAACUCCAAGGGCAACGGAGACUUCUGCAUCAAGAACAUCAAGCAGGCCGACUUCGGACGCAGGGAGAUCGAGAUCGCUGAGCAAGAGAUGCCAGCCCUCAUGGCCCUGAGGAAGAGAGCCCAGGGAGAGAAGCCUCUGGCUGGAGCCAAAGUGGUGGGCUGCACCCACAUCACAGCUCAGACAGCCGUGUUGAUGGAGACUCUGUCUGCCCUGGGGGCUCAGUGCAGGUGGGCUGCCUGUAACAUCUACUCCACUCAGAAUGAGGUGGCAGCUGCUCUGGCUGAGGGAGGGUUCUCUGUGUUUGCGUGGAAGGGCGAGUCAGAGGAUGACUUCUGGUGGUGCAUCGAUCGCUGUGUCAACCUGGAGGGCUGGCAGCCUAACAUGAUCUUAGAUGACGGCGGAGACCUGACCCACUGGAUCUAUAAGAAAUACCCCAACAUGUUCAAGAAGAUCAAGGGCAUCGUGGAGGAGAGCGUCACUGGAGUACACAGGUUGUACCAGCUGUCCAAGGCGGGGAAGCUGUGUGUCCCGGCCAUGAAUGUCAACGACUCUGUGACCAAGCAGAAGUUUGACAACCUCUACUGCUGCAGGGAGUCUAUCCUGGACGGUCUGAAGAGGACCACUGAUGUAAUGUUUGGGGGAAAGCAGGUGGUGGUGUGUGGAUAUGGAGAGGUGGGGAAGGGCUGCUGUGCUGCUCUCAAGGCCAUGGGCUCCAUCGUGUACGUCACAGAGAUCGACCCUAUCUGUGCCUUGCAGGCCUGCAUGGAUGGCUUCAGACUGGUGAAGCUGAAUGAAGUCAUCAGACAAGUGGACAUUGUCAUCACCUGCACAGGAAAUAAGAACGUGGUGGUGAGAGAAUACUUGGACCGUAUGAAGAACGGCUGUAUCGUCUGUAACAUGGGACACUCAAACACCGAGAUUGAUGUGGCGAGCCUGCGGACCCCGGAGCUGACCUGGGAGAGAGUGAGGUCACAGGUGGACCAUGUCAUCUGGCCUGACGGCAAGAGGAUAGUGCUGCUGGCUGAGGGUCGUCUUCUGAACCUGAGCUGCUCUACAGUCCCCACCUUUGUCCUGUCCAUCACCGCCACCACCCAGGCGCUGGCUCUGAUAGAGCUGUAUAAUGCCCCAGAGGGACGUUACAAACAGGAUGUCUACCUGCUGCCCAAGAAGAUGGAUGAGUAUGUGGCCAGCCUUCACCUCCCUACGUUCGAUGCCCACCUCACAGAGCUGAGUGAUGAGCAGGCCAAGUACCUGGGCUUGAACAAGAACGGGCCCUUCAAGCCAAACUACUACAGGUAUUAAACCAACUCUGAAAUGAAGAAAA
Molecule: messenger RNA, 1873 nt
Organism: Coregonus clupeaformis (lake whitefish)
Lineage: Eukaryota; Metazoa; Chordata; Actinopteri; Salmoniformes; Salmonidae
Product: putative adenosylhomocysteinase 3
Exons: 17
Coding region: 55-1851 (598 amino acids)
Biological process (GO): L-methionine cycle
Cellular component (GO): cytosol
Source: RefSeq, a predicted model, not a curated record